Molecule: messenger RNA, 1673 nt
Organism: Scatophagus argus
Lineage: Eukaryota; Metazoa; Chordata; Actinopteri; Scatophagidae
Gene: eef1a1l3
Product: Elongation factor 1-alpha-like
Exons: 7
Coding region: 96-1463 (455 amino acids)
Biological process (GO): translational elongation; translation
Molecular function (GO): GTPase activity; GTP binding; translation elongation factor activity
Source: RefSeq, a predicted model, not a curated record
AUAGUGGCAGGUAAAAUCCAUUUAAUAGAAGAAAUUAGAAGAGAGAACACAUUUCUACAAUUUACUUGUCUGGUUAGCAAAAUCUGCCUUCAACUAUGGGAAAGGAGAAGACUCAUGUUAAUGUGGUGAUAAUUGGCCAUGUUGAUAGUGGAAAGUCAACCACCACUGGCCACCUGGUCUACAAAUGUGGUGGCAUUGAUCAGAGAAGACUGGAGAAGUUUGAGAAAGCCGCAGCACAGAUGGGGAAGAGUUCCUUCAAAUUUGCCUGGGUUUUGGACAAGUUGAAGGCUGAGCGGGAGCGAGGAAUCACCAUUGAUAUCUCACUGCUGAAAUUUAACACUCAAAAAUACACCAUGACUAUAAUUGAUGCUCCUGGCCACCGUGACUUCAUUAAAAACAUGAUAACAGGAACUUCACAGGCUGAUGUUGCCCUUCUGGUGGUCUCGGCAGCUACAGGAGAGUUUGAGGCUGGAGUGUCAAGAAGUGGCCAGACCAGAGAGCAUGCUUUAUUGGCCUACACUCUGGGUGUCAAGCAAAUAAUAGUCUGUGUGAACAAGAUGGAUCUGACCGAACCACCUUACAGCCAUAAACGCUUUGAUGAAGUGGUGCGAGGUGUGAGCGGCUUCCUCAAGAAAAUUGGCUACGACCCCAUGACCGUCCCCUUUGUUCCAGUUUCUGGCUGGACCGGAGAGAACAUGAUUACUUCAACUCAGAAGAUGCCCUGGUUCCAAGGCUGGAAAGUCAGACGAAGGGAGGGGACUGCAAGUGGGAAAACUCUGCUAGAGGUCCUGGACUCCGUUCAGCCACCAGUGCGAACCAUCAACAAACCUCUACGAUUACCUCUGCAGGAUGUCUAUAAAAUUGGAGGAGUAGGCACUGUGCCAGUGGGUAAGAUUGAAACUGGCAUCCUCAAACCUGGCAUGACUCUGAUGUUCUCCCCUGCCAAGCUCACUGCUGAGGUGAAGUCCAUUGAGAUGCACCACCAGGGCCUUGAGACAGCUCUGCCAGGACACAAUGUUGGCUUCAACAUUAAGAAUGUGGCUGUCAAGAACUUGCGGCGUGGGGAUGUGGCUGGCAACGCCCAGCAAGAUCCUCCAUCGGAUGUCCGCAGCUUUGAAGCUCAGGUCAUCAUCUUGAACCAUCCAGGAAAGGUCAAAGCAGGCUAUUCUCCUGUCCUGGACUGCCACACUACCCACGUGACCUGUCGCUUUGCUGAGCUCAGGGAGAAGCUUGACCGUCGCACAGGCAAGAAACUGGAGGACCAGCCGCAGGUACUGAUGUCCGGAGAUGCCGCCACAGUCAAGUUGGUUCCCAUCAAGCCCAUGUGUGUGGAGAGCUUCUUUACAUACCCUCCCUUAGGACGCUUUGCUGCCAGAGACCUGAAGCAGACAGUCGCUGUGGGAGUCAUCAAGUCAGUGGAGAAGGAUCAAGGGUCAAAACUCAAAGGACAAGUGUGUAAAUAAGCUUGUUAGUUUACCAGUAUUCUGGUAUGACUUUUUGUACUGUUUUAUUUGGUAAGAUGCAAUUUGUGUUGUGACACAAAAUUUAUGUUUUGAAAGUGUUCUUGUGUUAAUAUUGAAUCCAAAAGACACUGUAAAAUUGGAUGGUAAACUUUUGUUAAUAUGUGAAUUGUUGAGAUAACAAAAUAAAUGAGAAUAAUUUGGAGAACGUCA